UGGGGGUUGAUUUUUGACCCGACCAUCACAGCAGGUUAACUCGGCAUUUAUAUCAAGUGCUGCUCGGGUUGAGUCUGUCCCUGCUGUUCGGUCGUGAGCGAGAGCGCCAGACGGCGGUCUCAUCGAUCGAAUGUCAAUGCUCAUGUUCCGCAGGAGGGCUGGUACAAUCACCCAGAUACUACAUUGUAGGUACGAUGCGGAAAAGAGCGCUGAGAGGGUGUGAAUUAUCAAGCAUUCGCUGAGUGGCGGAAGGUGUUUCCGAUGCUGCGCAUCACGGGGGCGAUAUCUUAUCUUAUCUCGGAUCUGCGUGUUCUUCAGGGUCCCUCGCAAUAAGAUCACCCUCUGCCAUUGGCAUCUUCUUGUCGUCGUCGCGGAGAAGCUAAUUCAUUCUUCGGCUCGACGAGCCAAGCCGGCAAGAUGAGCAAAAAUACCAAGGAGAUGAUGAAAAACAAGAAUGUUGCUGGUGGACAACUAAGCAUCCUGUCUACGGAUCCCCCGACGGGUUUCUAUAAGGAUGGAUACUGCAGAACCGGCCCGGAGGAUAAAGGCAAUCACUCAGUCGCCGCCACCGUCACACAAGAAUUUCUCGAUUUCACGGACUCGAAAGGAAACAAUUUGAAAACGAGUGGAGUCAAGGAUGGAAUGAAGUGGUGUCUCUGCGCCAGUCGAUGGAAGGAGGCCAUGGAAGCGGCUCAGAAGGGACAAUUGUCGCAGUCAGCCGUCCCCCGCGUGCACCUGCAUGCAUCCCACGAGAGUGCUUUGAAGGAGGUCAAGUAUGGUGACCUGAGCAAAUACGCGGAUCAAGGGACAGCACCCAGUUCGAACAGAUCCAGACAAGAGACGUAUCACAACCCAGAGACACCCAAGGGUCUGGCAAAGGAGAGCACUGAGAUCAGCGGCAAUUCCGAGACUACUGGAGGGAGGGGUGUGCGGACAGCCAAGGAUGGAGUAUGAGACACCAGUACUGUCCUUUCCGCCGAAGUGUUUCAGCAGAGCAGGCAGCGGGAGCUUCAGUUGUCUUGUACACUGUGUAGCCAAUACCAAAAUCUUUAUUGCUG
This is a messenger RNA of Exophiala dermatitidis NIH/UT8656, 1058 nucleotides long. RefSeq lists its product as uncharacterized. The transcript has 2 exons. Lineage: Eukaryota; Fungi; Ascomycota; Eurotiomycetes; Chaetothyriales; Herpotrichiellaceae. The record is from RefSeq and is a predicted model, not a curated record. The coding region runs from base 418 to 954 and encodes 178 amino acids.